AUGUACAAUGGCUACAACAAACAACAACAACAUCAGCAGCCACAACAGCAGCAACAACAACAACAACAACAAACGCUUGUCUAUAAGGACAGAGACAUGGACAAUCAUUACAGCGACAUUGGAGAGAGGAACCAAUCGCCCACCUACGAAUCAUUGUUGAGCAAUAGCAAGCAGGUGUUAUCACCCAAUGGCAGCACAAACAGUAUCAACAAUGUCAACGGCAACAAUUUGAACGGCAACAGCAACAACGAACGAGAUAGAGAUAGAGAACGCGAUCGCGAAAGAGACGAGAGAUCAAUGGUCAUUAGAGAUAGGGAGAGAGAGCGUGAGAGGGAGCGUGAGAGAGAACGCGAGCGGGAGAGAGAAAGAGAGUGGGAGAUACGCAGUCGAGAGGUCGUCAGAGAUAGAGAGCGUGAGCGAGAGAGAGACAGAGAGCGUGAACGUGAACGAGAGAGGGAUAGAGAUAAUAGAGAUAGAGAAAGGGAGAGAGAUAAUAAUAAUAGAGACAGCGAUAGAGAGGUGCCCAGGACGAGCGGGAAUGUAGAGUCACGCAAUGAUAGACCAGCAAAGAUCAAUGACGAACAUGAGCGAGUGGAGAUAAUGUCCAACACACAGGAGAACGACUCGAUGUCAUCUUCACCAUCACCAUCGUUACGCGCAACUGGCAUGUCAACAUCACUGUCUAGCUCACCGACUCAAGAACUGCCUAACUAUCACAACAACAACAACGUCAACACACCAAGGCAAUCAUCUCCGAGCCUACUGACUGAGCGAACAUCACCAAUGAUGCCCCCUUUGUCUCUGUCAUCCCCUUCACUGCCCAUGUCAACGCCACUGCCCUCUGUCAAUGCUCAUCGGGCCGCUCACACGCACAAGACCAACGAAUCUAUGCGCCCACCUUCCUCAAGCGAUCCCGUGUCACCGAUAUCGCUCAGGAGCUCGCAGAGCAUGACACCGUCGCGGUCCUCAGAUGCGCUCAACAACCAGCAGCCACUGUACUUCCCCCACAUGCCCACCAAGGAGCAGCUGAUCGAUCGCAUGGAGGUCAUUGACAAUGAGAUCACUUCGAUCGAGAAGGAGAUCAAGACCCACACGACCUAUCUGAGUAAGAUCGACACAAUGAUCGCCAAGCGCAACAAAGAGGAGAAGGAGGCAGCCACAUCUUCGCAACAGACCAACAGCAAGAAGAAGAAGAAGAAGACUGUCGCGACCAAGCCCUCACUGCCGCUCAACUCCCCAUCAAAGACCACCAACUCUUCUGCUGUCAGUGCCAAUGCUACUGCCACCGCGCCGGUGGUUGUGCAGUCGAGCAAGACCAUCAGCAGACUUGAGAAUCAGAGUACGAUCUACCAGGCCAACCAGGAUAAUGCACAAGAGGCCGACGACAUGGUUCUGCAGACUUUUGAUGGCGACGCGCCCUACCAGCGUGUGAGCGACUUCCCAAUCUUCCAGGAGACGAUUGACAACCACAAGAAGGUCAAGAACAAGCUGGCGAUGGCAAUCAAGAAGCAGAAGGAAGAGUUGGGGUUGUACAACAGGAAGCUGGUUAUAAGGUAUCUCAAUGGAAUGGACAAGUACAAGAAGAAGCUUGAGGAGGAGAGCAACAACAGCAGCAAUGGUAACAGUAGUGCGGGCAACGGCAAGAAGAAGUCUUCGAGUCGACCAUCGGCCAGGACGCCACUGCGGGCCGUGACCAGAUCACGACGUGUGUCGGACGCAGUGCACAGUGAAGCCGAGUUCAUCGAGAUCAUGGAUCAGCUUCGCGAGCAAGACGAGUCGGAUCCAGUAUGUAAAUUCACCAACAUGAGCGCAGUGGUGCCGCCAAUGAUUCCACAACACGAGCGAGACAUGCUGUACAUCAACUACAAUGGUCUGAUCGAGGACCCCAUUGCCGUCGACAAGGAACGAAGAUCCCUGAUACAAUGGACCGAGGAGGAGAAGGACAAGUUUGUCAAGAAGUAUCUGCUGUACCCAAAGAAGUUCGAGAGGAUCUCAACAUUCUUUGAGAACAAGACACCUGAGGACAUGGUUGUCUUUUAUUACAACAACAAGAAGAAGCUGGACCUCAAGGAACAGCUCCAGCAGAAUGUUCUAAAGAAGAGGACUGGAAAGAGAGGAACAGGAUCACACAACUUCUUGUCAACCAAGAGUACUACUGUAAAGAAUGACAAAACAUCAACUGCGACAACAUCAACGACUACGACUACGACCACGACUGCGACACCAAUGACACCUGCGCCACCAAGCAGGUCAGCGAACAAACAAAAGGCACGCGCCUCGAAGCAACCAACACCAGAGGUGACGAUUGAUGCAGACAAACUGUCAGCACCGCCCACGCCUCGACUGACGGCCAGGGAGCAGAUCCUUCUGGCCAUCUCCACUUCAGCAGGUGGCGCCGGCACCAAGGAGACAUCGCCAACAUCGGUGAGCAGCACAGCAGUGGUCACGCCGCCACUUACACCCUCGAUCAGCGGACAGGCGCAGUCACCCGAUGCCUCCACAGAGACACGGUUCUCGUGGUCACGCGAGGAGCGAGAUUCUUUCAACACGGCCUACAGCAAGUACGGCAUGGACUUCAAGGCGAUCGCCGAUUAUCUCAAGACAAAGACACUGAAUCAAUGCCGCAGCUACUACUACAACUCCAAGAGGAGGUCGUUGAGGCAUGAUGACAACAGCAUCAACUCAAAGAAGAAGUCAUCCGAGUCUGAGGAGUCAGAGUCCGACGACUUGUAG
Messenger RNA from Acytostelium subglobosum LB1, 2733 nucleotides. RefSeq lists its product as hypothetical. Lineage: Eukaryota; Evosea; Eumycetozoa; Acytosteliales; Acytosteliaceae. The transcript has 2 exons. The record is from RefSeq and is a predicted model, not a curated record. Gene Ontology annotation, biological process: regulation of transcription by RNA polymerase II. The coding region runs from base 1 to 2733 and encodes 910 amino acids.